Molecule: messenger RNA, 2008 nt
Organism: Theobroma umbraticum
Lineage: Eukaryota; Viridiplantae; Streptophyta; Magnoliopsida; Malvales; Malvaceae
Product: beta-1,2-N-acetylglucosaminyltransferase II
Biological process (GO): protein N-linked glycosylation; oligosaccharide biosynthetic process
Cellular component (GO): Golgi stack; Golgi membrane
Molecular function (GO): alpha-1,6-mannosylglycoprotein 2-beta-N-acetylglucosaminyltransferase activity
Source: RefSeq, a predicted model, not a curated record
CCAAGUCAAUUUCCUCCUUGUACACGUACUGCCCCUAACCUUUCCCAGUUUAAACCCGUCAACCAAGUCAUAUGCACCGUUGGUCUUUCUGAUUUUUGGCUGCUACUACCUAUUCCCUAUUUUAUUAAUCUCUUCUCUUCCUUUUUUUGAUCUCUUCACUUCCCUCUUAUCUAAACUUUGAUCUCCAUUUUCAUGGGCUUUGCGGUUUCUUUUUAACCGCUAAAGCCAUUGAUUCCAGUUUCGGCAAGGGGAUGGCUCAGUGUUGAAGAAUUGUUUUUCGAGCAACUUUGACUUGGAAGUUGCUGGAUGCUGUCUGUUGUUUGCUCUAUGGCUAAUUAUAAGAAACCCCGUUUGAAGGAUGCGGCUUUUAAACGUUUGCUGUCUGUAGUUUUAGUUACUUUAUUAGGGGUUUCACUUUUAAUAGUUUCUCUUAGGACCAAUAUUAACCCAGCUUCUAAUGGAUUCGAUGAAGAUUUAAGUGGAAGUGAUGAUAUUCAGAGCGUUAGUGGAAAACUCAACCUUCCUCAGCAGAAUGAAUUUUCAAUUCAAUUGGAAAAACGAAACCGGUUGCCCCCUAGGAAUGUAGAUCUAUAUCCAAAGUUAGCUAAAGAUCAUAUAACCAUUGUUUUAUACGUGCAUAAUCGGCCACAAUAUCUCCAAGUAGUUGUUAAGAGCUUGUCCAAGGUUGUGGGGAUAAGUGAAACUUUAUUGAUAGUUAGCCAUGAUGGUUACUUCGAAGAAAUGAAUAAGAUCGUGGAAGGGAUCAAAUUUUGCCAAGUGAAACAGAUAUUUGCCCCUUAUUCGCCACAUGUGUUCACUGACAGUUUUCCUGGUGUGUCAUCAAAUGACUGUAUGGAAAAGGAUGAUGCAGAGAAGAAACAUUGUAUUGGGAAUCCUGAUCAGUAUGGAAACCACCGAUCUCCGAAGAUAGUUUCUUUGAAGCAUCAUUGGUGGUGGAUGAUGAACACUGUGUGGGAUGGAUUGAAGGAGACCAGAGGGCAUGAUGGACAUAUUCUUUUCAUAGAAGAGGAUCACUUUAUUUAUCCCAAUGCAUAUCGCAACUUACAGCUUCUUGUAUCUUUGAAGCCUAACAAAUGCCCAGAUUGCUAUGCUGCAAAUCUGGCACCUUGUGACGUGAAUUCAAGAGGAGAAGGAUGGGAUAGUUUGGUUGCAGAGAGAAUGGGAAAUGUGGGUUAUUCCUUUAACCGGACUGUCUGGAGAAAAAUCCAUAGGAAGGCUAAAGAGUUUUGCUUCUUUGACGAUUACAACUGGGAUAUAACAAUGUGGGCAACAGUUUAUCCUUCAUUUGGCAGUCCAGUGUACACAUUACGAGGUCCAAGGACUAGUGCAGUUCACUUUGGGAAGUGUGGUUUACAUCAGGGCCAAGGCCAGAGUAAUGCUUGCAUAGACAAUGGAUCAGUGAACAUUCAAGUAGAUGAAAUUGAUAAAGUUGCUAGUAUUGGAUCAGAAUGGGAUGUGCGUGUCUAUCACAAUCAACCAGGGUAUAAAGCAGGGUUCAAGGGUUGGGGUGGCUGGGGGGAUGCCAGAGACCGUCAAUUGUGCCUGAGUUAUUCUCAAAUGUACCACUCCUUUAACACUUCUUCAGCUGUGAUGAGUUGAGACUUCAGCAUCUCAGUUUUCCCACUGUUGUAACUGGUGAGAUCUGAAUUAUUUUUCUUCAAUAGUUUUUAUAACUAUAUACAUGAGAAGUUGUUAUAAUUUGUAAACUUGACAACUUUUCUUAUUCUUUGUCCAAAUUUUGCUCCAAAAAAGCCAGAUUUGUCUUGUUUCCUUUGCAAAUCUGAAGCAGUAUGAUCCUCCUAGAUGUCAUAAAAACUUAUCUUGGGAGCAAGUAGAUAGCCUUUUGGCCUUUGAGGGCAAUAUUUUUAUGUUGACAGUAGUGAUUCCUUUUGAGCUCAAAUUGCUUUGUGCACUGGUUGACAAGGAAAAUUUUCUUUAUCAUAUUAAUAAAUGGAAAUAAUCACCAAUGUCUAUGUGAUUUCAUUGA